Messenger RNA from Dendrobium catenatum, 1257 nucleotides. Its product is annotated as peptidyl-prolyl cis-trans isomerase CYP65-like. NCBI's taxonomy places the organism in Eukaryota, Viridiplantae, Streptophyta, Magnoliopsida, Asparagales, Orchidaceae. The transcript is spliced from 2 exons. The record is from RefSeq and is a predicted model, not a curated record. Bases 144 to 482 code for a protein of 112 amino acids.
GAUAAUUGUAGAGGAUCGACACCCAAAAUAGACUGAUUAACUUGUUCCUUGUUGACAUCAAAGAAUUGCUUGUAUUUUCUUUUGUAGUUCUUUGUCCUGAUAAAUUUUUCAACCAGACAAAAAACGCUCUUCAACAAUUUAUCAUGCCCCUUGCCCUUAUGCAGGAAGAGAUAAAGAUAAUAAAUAUCAAGGUUUUUGUGAACCCAUACACGGAGCCUGAUGAGGAUGAAGAGAAAGAAGAAAAGGAGGCGGCGGCGGCGGCUGUCGAAGAUGAUGAUAACAAGGUGGGUUCCUGGUUUAGCAAUCCAGCUACAGCAGCAGCUGGGAAUGGAGCUGUGAAUGGUGGAGUGGGAAAGUAUCUUAAAUCAAGGAACAAUGCAUCUGAGGCUGCAGAAGGCAGCAAUAAAGGUCCUGAUCCCUCUAUCAAAAAGAGAAAAGUAGAAGCAUCAAGUGUAGAAUACAAGAAUUUUUCAAGCUGGUGAAAGAAUGGUAAUAUAUAUCUAUCAGGACUGGAAGAACAUCUUAUUAUGGACUUCAAUCCUGUUAGUACAUUCUCUCUGAACAAUAAUGGCAAGAAAUCCCAGAAUUAGACAAGACUAGCCACACAAUUUGAGGAUAGCUUCUUAUAUUUUAAUGGGAUGAUAGUUUCAUACAAGAAAGUUGAAAGCAGUGGAGAGUAUUAGGCUUCGUUUGAUUUUCGCCGAUGUUUUUUUCAUUCUUAAAUGGAGGUAUUAUAACGGAGAAGCAGAAUUUUUUUUCUCAAAUCAGGGAAAAUUCGGAGUUAUUCCCAAAGGUGUUUUGAAAAAGUAGCGUAAACAAACAUUAAAAUACUAACUUUUCACCGGUUGAAAUCGUAAACGGAAAAAUUUACGGACAAUCAAACUAGGCCUUAGUCUAUGGGCUUUGUUGGCCACUUCAUCUUGGUCUCCAAUCUUGGUUGCUUCUCGCAGCAACAAGAACACUAAUCUUGUGAAAUGCACUUGCAUUUGAAUGCUGACAAGGUCCCCUCAGGAAGGGUUGAGGUAGGAUUCAUUGGACACAUGGUGCCCCUUUAAAAUCUCAACUGGCUCGGGUCAUUUUUGUCAUUUCUCUUAAUAGAUGUGUUGGUUAUAGGGGGUGUGAAUGAGUCUAGAUGAUUCGUUAGUCUGUUCGAACUCGACUCGAUAAUGAGCUCGUGAGCCGAAUUUAUCGAACUUCAAGCUUGUAUACUAGAUAAUCCAAUAUGAACAAAUGUAUUUUAAUAUUUUUGAACUUUUA